AUGGCGACGGGAACGAAACUUAUGAAAGAAAUAAACGACCAGUUUCUCAUUUGUAAAAUUUGUUUUGAACCAUACAAAGAUCCGAAGACUUUAGUUUGUUUACACACAUUUUGUUGUGAUUGUAUUCAGAAACAUACAGAAGCAGAGAAUAGCAGACCAAGUCGCUAUAAUCUGUACAGUAGAUAUGUUGGAUGUCCUUUGUGUCGGAAAAAGACUGAAAUUCCAUCGGGAGGUAUACGAAACCUUCAGGAUAAUUUUCUAGUUUCUAGUCUGACUGAAGUUAUAAAUAAACGUGUGUGUACCAAGGUGCCCCCAUGUGAAAUAUGCCAUACUAUUAGACCAAGAUCUAAUGAAGCCUGCUCCAAAUGUUUAGAAUGUAAUAAGUUAUUGUGUGCUGGUUGUGUGGAAUUACACAUGACGACUAAAGUCACCCAGAAGCACAGUCUGAUUGAUAUCGAGGGUGAGAAGGAUAUUGAGUGUAAAGCACAUCCCGAGGAGAUAGUUCGGUUUUAUUGUGAACCAUGUGACGCUUGUAUCUGUGUGGUUUGUACCUUCCAGGAACAUCGCGACCAU
This is a messenger RNA of Lottia gigantea (owl limpet), 573 nucleotides long. RefSeq lists its product as hypothetical. The annotation marks the transcript as partial. Gene Ontology annotation, biological process: positive regulation of DNA-templated transcription. Lineage: Eukaryota; Metazoa; Mollusca; Gastropoda; Lottiidae. The record is from RefSeq and is a predicted model, not a curated record. Gene Ontology annotation, cellular component: nucleoplasm; chromatin. Gene Ontology annotation, molecular function: ubiquitin-protein transferase activity; zinc ion binding. The transcript has a single exon.